Camponotus floridanus (Florida carpenter ant) is the source of this 1940-nucleotide messenger RNA. It is a transcript of the gene Trab, whose product is annotated as transformer homolog B. The record is from RefSeq and is a predicted model, not a curated record. NCBI's taxonomy places the organism in Eukaryota, Metazoa, Arthropoda, Insecta, Hymenoptera, Formicidae. The coding region runs from base 227 to 1765 and encodes 512 amino acids. The transcript has 9 exons.
AAUUUGCUGUUCAACUGUGUCAUCAUUUAGCUGCCCUCUUUGUGGCGUUAAUACAAAUCCACCGACACUGAACAUCUUCACUAAACUUUUUUUUUCACAUCUGUCCAAUGACGCGUUUACGUACAUGUGAUUUUGCAUUUCACACUCUUCUUUGAAUGAAAAUUACACCGAAAUUGCAAAAAGUAGUGAUAAAUCACAGGAUUCUGUUUUGCAUAUUUCCAUCAUAAUGAAUCCAACAGGACCAACUAAUGUUCCACGACAAGAGGAAACAAGAUCUGCUCGUAAUGAAGAUUAUGAUUCUCAUUCAAAUCUACGUUCAAGAACCGAAGAGGAAAUACUAAAGUGUAGACAUGAGUGGCAACAGAAUGAAGAACGGGAAAGGCAACAUGAAAAAUUGAAACAGCAAAAGAUUUUAGAGUAUGAAACACAAUGUGCACAAGCUUUAGGGUAUGCUGAGUCAAAAUCUUUAAAUCAUAAUCAAAGUAAAAGCAGAAGUAAAUCUCCUUCACAAGACCAACAUAAAGGAAGAUCUAUGACACGUGUUGCUCAAUCUGAUAUGCUGUUUGAAAAGAUCGAAGAGGAAAGACUAAGGCGUAGACGUGAGUGGCAAUGGAAACAAAAACGGGAAAGGCAAUAUGAAAAAUUGAAACAGCAAAAGAUUUUAGAGUAUGAAAGAAAACGUGCACAAGCUUUAGGAUAUGCUGAGCCAAAAUCUGUACAUCAUAGUCGAAGCAAAAGCAGUAGUAAGUCUCCGCAAUAUCGACAUAGAGGAAGAUCUUGGACAAGUGCUUCCAAAUCUGGUACAUUGUUUGAAAAAUUAGAGGGAUCUACAAGUGGGACAAUACCUUUGUUCAAAGGUUUUGAGGGCAUACAAAUUAAUACUAAGGAUCUACGUCGAAUUAAAGUUAUUAUUAGCAGAAAUAUUCCUGUAAAUGAUCCAAUUCCCGAUCUGCAACGAAAUAUAAUUAAUGCUGAAGAUGUGAUCCUCAAAAGAAGAGAAGGAGAAGGAUCUAAACCAAUAUUCGACAGAGAAGAAAUAGAAAAAGCUACUAAGAUUAAUGAAAUAGAAGAGCGACAUACGGCUGCUAUAGAUGGAGAGCAGCAGUCAGAUUCAACCGAUAAAUCGCAAACUUCUUCAUUAUUGUCAUCUAUAUUGUAUGAUUCUGAAUAUCUAUCUUUCGACCAGUUUUCACCUAAGUCGCAUACCAGAUCACUUAUGGAAGAAAAAUCUUACUGCGACAGAUAUCGUGAUAGAUCGAGUGAACAUUCUCGUAAAAGAAAAGACAGAAAUAGAGAUAGUGACAGAUCCAGAAAACGAAGAAGAGAUAAAGAUAGAGAUAGAGACAAAUCCAGAGAACGAAGAAGAGACAGAGAUAGAGAUAGAGACAAAUCCAGAGAACGAAGAAGAGACAGAGAUAGAGAUAGAGACAGAUCUAGAGAACGAAAAGAUGUUGCACCGCAUUAUGUCGAGCCACCAAUACACGUGCCAGACAGAGAUAGAGAUAGAGACAAAUCCAAAGAACGAAAAGAUGUUGCACCGCAUUAUGUCGAGUCACCAAUACACGUGCCUAUCUAUUAUAAUCUUCCUCCAAGUCCAAUUGUAGUAAGCCCUAUGGUCCCAUUUAGAGGACAAGUCCCUCCUAUGGCAAGAGGCCGACAUUCUGCUCUAAUGGCACCGGUUAGACCAUUCCCUCCAUGGUUUAUUCCUCCGGAUAUGUACAGAUUGCGACCUCCACCACCAAACCCAAGAUAUGGACCGUUUUAAAAAUCUUUAUAGUCUUUAUACUUAUUAUUUUUUGUAACUUUAUAUGUUGAAUAAUAUGGAAUUGUGGUGAAAAAAGAUAUCACAAAUUAUUCAGCUAAUCGUAUUAAUUUCAAGAUUAUAAAAGUGGGCGAACAAAGAACAAGAAAAUCUUUACAAAUUUUAAAGGUCAUAGUUA